Polyodon spathula (Mississippi paddlefish) is the source of this 1032-nucleotide messenger RNA. RefSeq names its product bone morphogenetic protein 5-like. Gene Ontology annotation, biological process: SMAD protein signal transduction. Gene Ontology annotation, molecular function: cytokine activity; growth factor activity. The record is from RefSeq and is a predicted model, not a curated record. The transcript has 3 exons. Bases 1 to 1032 code for a protein of 343 amino acids. NCBI's taxonomy places the organism in Eukaryota, Metazoa, Chordata, Actinopteri, Acipenseriformes, Polyodontidae. Gene Ontology annotation, cellular component: extracellular region.
AUGCCAGGAAGCACCUGUAUCAAACAGAGACUGGGCUGGCUCUUUGGCAUCGCCAUUUAUCUCCUUUCCUGCUUUUUGUUUCUGUGUGUCACCGGCUGUGAGCUGAAGCCAAAGGGCAGUCUGGAAUGGGCAGCUGAGAGGGAGAUCAGAAUCGAGGCCAUCCAGAGAGUUAUUCUGCAGCAGCUUGGACUAGAGAAACCUCCUGAGGUGAUUCUGAACGUUACCCGGAGCGAGGAGGAACAGGUGUACAGUUUUUACCUCCAGCGAAAGAUUUUUGAAAAGGAGAAUGAGAAAAACAGCAAAAAGAAAACAAGGAAGCAGCUACUUUUUGACUUGAAUGCAUGCAGACAUAAAGUCGAAGUCAAAAGAGCAGAGCUUAAACUGUUCUUUGGUCCAAGUCACAGCAAAGGGUCUGAGACAGUGCAACGGAUCACAAUCUACCAGGUGCUGAAUCCCAGGGAAUCCAAACGCUUGAUGGUGGCUUCAGAACUCAUAAGACUACAAGAAGCCGGGCAGCCAGGCAUUUUUAAUAUAAAGAAAGCCGUUAAACAUUGGCUGGCACACCCACAAGACAACUAUGGUCUUGAGCUGGAGUUUUCUCAUGACAUGAUAAACCGUAAUCAAGAGGCUUGUGUUGGGGCGGAAUUAAAAGUAGAAGGAUAUCAGUUUUUACAAAAGAGAAGGACUCAGAGGGACAGCCCCUCUGAAGACUGCCAUAAGAAUGUGAAGCAGUGCUGCAGGAAAUCUAUGCAAGUGUCUUUUGAGGAGAUUGGCUGGGCGGACUGGAUCAAAGUCCCUAAAGUUUACGAUGCCUUCUACUGCGAUGGCACUUGCCUGCCGAAAUAUAAAAAUGCCAAUGCGUACACAGAGAUCAAGUCCAAGAUGCAUGAUCUCUCUCACGGCCACAUUCCCGGUCCUUGCUGUGUCCCUGCUGAUUAUGUACCUUUAACAGUCAUACACUUUAACACAGAGGGCAAGCUAACAAUCUCUGCCCUGGAUGGCAUGAUUGCAUCCAAAUGCCACUGCUCUUGA